Messenger RNA from Apiotrichum porosum, 915 nucleotides. RefSeq lists its product as uncharacterized. The record is from RefSeq and is a predicted model, not a curated record. The transcript has 2 exons. NCBI's taxonomy places the organism in Eukaryota, Fungi, Basidiomycota, Tremellomycetes, Trichosporonales, Trichosporonaceae. Bases 1 to 915 code for a protein of 304 amino acids.
AUGCUCGCCUCCCUCGUUCUCCUCGCGCUCGCGGCCAUCCAGGCCGUCGCUGCCGCCCCGCACAUUGCCCCCAGGCAUGGCCACCACGACGUCGCUGCUCGCAGCAGCAAUGCCACCGACCUUGCCGCGCGUGACUCGUUCACUGGCCGCACCACCUACUACACCACCACCGACUCGAACCCCAUGACCGCGUGUGGUAUCCUCUACAGCGACAACUACUCCAAGAUUGUGGCGCUGUCCAUGAGCCAGUUCUCCAUGGACCUCUGCAACACCUACAUCACUGUCCAGUACAACGGCAAGACUGUCCAGGCCCAGAUCUGGGACGGCUGCGAGACCUGCUCGUACGGCCAGAUCGACCUGUCGCCCGGUGCCAUGCAAGUCCUUGCCUCGGACUAUGAGACUGUCGGCCAGUUCACCUCGACUUGGUGGUUUGGCUCCAGCGGCGGCGACGACACCUCGUCGUCGUCCUCGUCGUCCAAGGACACCUGGACCUCGACCUCGUCGUCGUCCACCUGGACCCCCGAGCCCAGCACCUCGACUUCGACCUGGACUCCCGAGCCCACCACGUCGUCCACAACCUCGACUACCGAGACCCCUACCAGCACCGUCCAGUCGACCACCGAGGUCAGCACCACGUCCACGCUCGUCCCCACGUCGACCCUGGCCCUGAACAGCACUGUGUCCGCUACGCUGCUCAACGCCACUACCGCUGUGGCCAACGCUACGGCCUCGAUCGCCAACGCGACCGCCCCCGUCUCGGGCAUCACCCUCGUCCUCAACGCUACUGCUACCAUCUCGGCCGCCGACACUGCCAUUACCCAGUCCGUCGCUGCCGACGACAACGGUUCGCUGUCCCACGUCAACGCCCUCGUCGCGGCCCUCGGCCGUCUCGUCGUCAUUGGCGCCUCGUUGUAG